Molecule: messenger RNA, 1042 nt
Organism: Gryllus bimaculatus (two-spotted cricket)
Lineage: Eukaryota; Metazoa; Arthropoda; Insecta; Orthoptera; Gryllidae
Source: the annotation of a GenBank genome assembly
AUUCGUCGAUGAAUAGCAGGCAGUGCGAGUUUAGGCUAGCGAGCACGUGGUCAACCCCUUAUAUAUCGCGCGGAGGGUUGACAGGGUUUAUCAGUUUGCAGCGGGUUCUUCUCUUAAUUACAUCAGAAGCAAACAGCGCGUUCCGCCCUAUUUUCCGUCGAUGUCGGACAUUGUUACAAAGGAUACCUCUUCCUCGGGAAGAUCCUUAUCGAUGGACUUGAACGGAGUGAGCAUGCCCUACCCGGCCUGCCUGCCCCUCGAGGACCAGGGCGUGCGCACGGGCGUGCGGGAGCCGUGCACGUCGUGCCGCUGCGGGCCGUCGUGCUCGUGCCGGCGGCCGCUGGAGUUCCCGCGGCGCGUGCUGGCGCUGCCGCCCGUGCGCUCCGCCGCGGCGCUGUACGCGCGCGCCAAGGAGUCGCACGCGAGCGUCGCAUGCGCGCUGACGGCGGCCGAGGUGGCCGCGCUGGUGGCGGCGGCGCCGGCGCGCCUGGUGAUGCGGCCGCUGCGCGGGGCGCUGGCCACGCCCGUCUACGUCGCCGACCUGCUGCUGUGCAAGGCGCUCGACCUCGCCCAGCGAGUGCUGCCCUGCAUUGCGCAGACGCCGCAGAAGACUUGUCGCGACGUUGCCCUGUGCACGUGCGUGCUCCCGGCAGGCGCGUGCCUGUUCAGCGCCCGGGCCGUGUGCCGCGGCGCGCGCCUCUGCCUGUGCGACGUGCCGGCCGCCGCCGUGGGCGCGCCCGCUGUGGCCGCGUGCGGCCUGGCCGAGCUCUGCCUGUGCAGCGCGCCCCGUGCCGCCUGCUGCCCGCCCGCGCACGUGGCCGCCACGGCGGCGCGCGGAGCCCUGCGGGACACCCACGCGCUGCUGCGCGACGUCUCCUUCGCGGCCAACUACUGCUCCGCCAACGUCAACGCACAGUAGAUUUCCUAUAAUGUUCCUCGCUUGUUAAAACUUUUAAUGCUCAAAGCUGUUUAAACUGCAUGUUUUUUAAAUUUAUGUAAUGUACCAGUAACAAAAGUAAUAAAUUUUGAUGUUCCAAUUUCU